ACCGUUGCCGCGGACGACCGAUACAGUUAUUGCGAAUCAUUUGCAGUGAUAUCAAUUAAAAUCUUCUCCAGCUACACAGAGCCUUAUUUUUAAAUAAAAACACAAGAUUAUACUUUCGUACCCCCAACAAACAUUUAUAAUUAAAUCCCAAGUGAAUUCUGAUACAAAACUAAAAUUCGAAUUAUCUUACUUUUGAAUGUUUUAUCAUCAACGGUUUUCACGCGCCUGUGCAUCGACAAACUCAUAACAAAAUUCUUUCUCCUACACACGAAUAGAUAUUCGAUAUAAAGUUUAAUUCUUCAUUCAUUUUUUAAACCCAAGUGCCGCAUAACCUGUUGCAUAUAAAAGCGUUGUGCCAUAGAGCUGAUAAUUUCAUUCAAAUCUGUGACUCUUAACGGUUAACAAGGAUAUAAGAUUAACAGUGAAGUGAUUAAGUGCGUGAUUUAAAAAAUUGACAUUGCCGUCGGCAUCUAUAGUAAAUCCAUCAGUUGAACAUUUAUAGAAUACAACACAAUAAAUAAAAGGACAUUAACAAUGGCAUUUUCAUCAGCAAAUCAAUUUGCAUUCUGCAUUUUUCUGACAAUAAUGUUGAGUCGUGGAAUUAAAGCCAGACCGGAAAGCAGAGUAUAUUAUCCCGAAAUAGAUAUUCCACAGUAUAUAAUGGAUGAAACAGAAACAAUGGAUGAUGAUAUUUACAGCGAUAUGAAAAGAUAUCCUGCAAAUAAUCCAGCAUUUAUGGCAAAACGACAAAAUUUGCGAGACAUCUUUCGACCGAAUUAUGGUGAGGAUGAAGUUGGGACUAAUUUGGAUGAUGACAUUCCCGAACUCAUACCCACACCAUUGCCAUUAAAGAAAAGUCAAAAAUUCAAAAAUAAGAAAGAUCACGCUGAGAAGAAAAAUAUAAUUUCUGGAAAAAAUUUUUAUAUGCAUCCAUGUCCUUUCAAAAUAUGUACAAUGGGACGCAAGAGGAACGCCAGAUACUUACAAUACUAGUUCAUUGACAUUCCAGAAAAGCUGUCGUGAACGUAGGAAAAAAAACUAUUUCCCAUUCAUUUAAAACUGUUAUAAAUCAUUUUUCGUCACUUUCUAUAGAUCUACUCCCUUUGAGUAGAAAAACUUUACAUUCCAUAGAAAAUACUUAAACAUUUCUCCAAAGCACUUGCAAAAGUACGACAAUUAAGCUACACUAUGCAUUAAAGUUCAAAAAUUUGUAAUACAAAAACAAAAUAUUAAAAAAAAACAACCAUAACAUUUAACUUUUAAAAAAACCAAAAGUAUUUUUUAUUUUUAAAGUUAGUUUAAAUACAUACUUAUUUCGAUUAUAAUAGCUAGUCCAAGACAUUUUAAAUUUCAUUUACCAACAUUAGUUCAUCAUGAAACAAAACAAGUUAUAUCCAUUAAUUUUCAUAUGCAUAAUGUAAACACAUGUUAGUAAUUGGUUAUUUUAAGUUGUUUUAUUUAUUUUAUAUUUAUUACGUAGUUUAAAGUUAACAUGUAAAAAAUGAAAAUUUAAAUAAAAUUGUAAAUUUAUUUGUUAAAUCCACUUAUAAGUAGA
Episyrphus balteatus (marmalade hoverfly) is the source of this 1555-nucleotide messenger RNA. RefSeq lists its product as uncharacterized. The coding region runs from base 535 to 993 and encodes 152 amino acids. Lineage: Eukaryota; Metazoa; Arthropoda; Insecta; Diptera; Syrphidae. The record is from RefSeq and is a predicted model, not a curated record. The transcript has 5 exons.